Molecule: messenger RNA, 2031 nt
Organism: Cokeromyces recurvatus
Lineage: Eukaryota; Fungi; Mucoromycota; Mucoromycetes; Mucorales; Mucoraceae
Exons: 4
Coding region: 63-1916 (617 amino acids)
Biological process (GO): electron transport chain
Cellular component (GO): mitochondrial inner membrane
Molecular function (GO): iron-sulfur cluster binding; electron-transferring-flavoprotein dehydrogenase activity
Source: RefSeq, a predicted model, not a curated record
UUCUCCUUCCCACCCUCCCACCCUCCCCCUCACUCUUUCUUACAUUUUUUUUUCUACUCAAAAUGUUUAGAACAAUAGUAUCACAACGUAUAAGGGCCAUUUUGCCACAUGUCCGUCAUUCGAUUGUUGUUCAACCAUCGACGGCAAUUCGUUUAACAACAAAUAGUGUACGCCUCAUUUCGACCUCAAGACCUCAAGCCAUCUGGCUUCCCUUUGAUCGGUCUGAAUUACCAGAGGAUGACCCACGUCGUAGUGAGCAGUUUGAAGAUGAAACUGACGUUGUCAUUAUUGGUGGUGGUCCUGCUGGUCUUGCUGCUGCUAUUCGUCUUAAACAAUUAGCUAAUGAACGAAAUCAAGAAUGUCGUGUGAUGGUAGUUGAAAAAGCUGGUGAAAUUGGUGCUCAUACGUUGAGUGGAGCUGUCCUUGAGCCUAGAGCCUUAGAUGAGUUAAUACCAGAUUGGCAAGAGAGAGGUGCUCCUUUAAAUACACCUGUUACUAGUGAUGCCAUGCGUCUCUUGACGCCCACGAUGGCUAUACCUUUGCCUCAUCCUCCUCAAAUGAAUAAUAAGGGUAACUAUAUUGUAUCCUUGAGUAAUUUUGUUAAAUGGCUUGGUGAACAGGCAGAAGAAUUGGGUGUUGAAAUUUAUCCUGGAUUUGCUGCAAGUGAAGUGCUUUAUGAUGAAAAUGGAAAUGUACGUGGUGUAAACUUGAAUGAUGUUGGAUUGGAUAAAAACUUUGAACCGAAAGAUAUAUAUGAAAGAGGUAUGGCAGUUCAAGCCAAGGUGACAUUAUUGGCAGAAGGUUGUCAUGGCUCACUCACCAAAACAUUGGUUAAGAAAUUUGAUUUAAGAAAGGAGAGUGGACCUCAAAAGUAUGGUAUUGGUCUUAAGGAAGUAUGGGAAGUUUUACCUGAAAAGCAUAAACCAGGUAGUGUAAUUCAUUCAGUAGGAUGGCCUGUUGAUAUGCAUACCUAUGGUGGAAGUUUCGUUUAUCAUUUUGAAGCAGAUCGUCAUUUGGUGGCAGUAGGCUACGUGGUAGGAUUAGAUUAUAGUAAUCCUUAUUUAAAUCCCUACAAGACAUUUCAACAAUUUAAGCAUCAUCCCAGUGUGAAGUCAGUUUUGGAAGGAGGAAAGUGUAUUUCUUAUGGUGCAAGAGCCAUUAACGAAGGUGGCUAUCAAGCAAUUCCCAAAUUAGUAUUCCCAGGAGGUGCCUUAAUUGGAUGUACAGCAGGUUUCUUGAAUGUUCCCAAGAUCAAGGGUACACAUACAGCAAUGAAAUCUGGUAUGUUAGCUGCUGAAUCUGCCUUUGAAAAAAUAUUUGGUGAUGAUGCAGUAGAAGAUCAACCUAUUUUAUUGGAUACAUAUGAAGAAAAUAUCAAGAAUUCUUGGGUUUAUAAAGAACUACAUGAAGUACGAAACUGUAUUCCUUCUUUCCAUACACCUUUAGGAUUAUGGGGUGGUAUGAUUUAUUCUGGUAUUGAAACGCUUUUAUUAAAGGGUCGUACACCAUGGACCUUUAAGCAUAAAAAAGCAGACUGGGAAUACAUGAAGACAGCUGCUGAAUGUAAACCUAUUGAAUACCCUAAACCUGAUGGCGUUAUUUCUUUUGAUUUGUUGACUAAUGUUUCACGUACAGGCACAAAUCAUGCAGAAAAUCAGCCUGUUCAUUUGCGUAUUCGAGAUAAAGAUGUUCCUGUCGAAAGAAACUUAGCAAUCUUUGAUGGACCAGAAAAUAGAUUCUGUCCUGCUGGCGUUUAUGAAUAUGUCGAUAAUGAAGAUAAACCUGGAGAAAAGAGACUCCAAAUUAACUCUCAAAAUUGUAUUCAUUGUAAGACGUGUGAUAUCAAAGAUCCUUCACAAAAUAUUGAUUGGACUGUUCCCGAAGGUGGUGGAGGACCUCAAUAUGUCUGGACUUAAGUUUGAUAAAAAAAAUAAGAAGAAGGGAAAUAGAAAAUUCCCUUUUUAUCACAUUUUUUUUUAUUAUUUCGUUUGUUUUUAUAUAUAAAAUAAAUCGUCUGUUUUUUUAUGUUCA